Messenger RNA from Betta splendens (Siamese fighting fish), 1609 nucleotides. RefSeq names its product growth differentiation factor 5 (gene gdf5). Gene Ontology annotation, cellular component: extracellular region. Gene Ontology annotation, molecular function: growth factor activity; cytokine activity. The record is from RefSeq and is a predicted model, not a curated record. Gene Ontology annotation, biological process: SMAD protein signal transduction; BMP signaling pathway. NCBI's taxonomy places the organism in Eukaryota, Metazoa, Chordata, Actinopteri, Anabantiformes, Osphronemidae.
AUGGAGGAGCGGCAGGGCGGGGGACCCACAGCGCACGCGCGGCCGCCAAAAGGAGCCGGGACGGCGGCGUCGGGCGCCGCGUCGCCGGGGACAGCGUUUGUAAAGGUGGCUUCUCUUGCAACGAGUGCAGCGGCUUCGGGCCGAUCCGGACCUCCACAACGAGCCGCCGGCGCGCAGCUGCAGCAGAGCGGGGGAACCGGACACAAGGUCCCGAAGCAGAGCGAGCGGGAGCCUCCGAAGCAGCCGCUGGUGACUCCGCACGACUACAUGCUGUCGCUCUACUGGUCUCUGUCCAGCGGGGACCUGAACGGCAGCGCGCUGCACGAGGCGGGCCUGGCCAACACCAUCACCAGCUUGGUGGAUAAAGGACAAGACGAGCGUGGGCCCCAGCUCAGACGGCAGAGGUAUCACUUUAACAUCAGCUCCCUGGAACGAGACGAGCUCCUGGGGGCCGAGUUACACAUCCUGAGGAAGCGUGUGUCCGACCUCCGCAGAGCCAAGGACAGAGAGGCAGGAGGAGGGUCGCCGUGCCUGAAGCUGUCCACCUGCGCUCCAGGCAAACACAAGCCCGUCCUGCUCCAGACCAAGACCCUGGAGGAUGCAGGCAGCGGCUUCAGCAGGUGGGAAGUCUUUGACGUGUGGAAAGUCUUCAAAGGUUUCAAGAACCAGCAACAGCAGCCUCUCCAGCAGCUGUGCUUGGAGCUGGAGGCACUGGAGCACAGAGGUGGCGCCCUGGACCUGCGCACUCUGGGCUUCGCCCGACCCGCCAGGACCAGCAAGGAGAAGGCCUUCUUCCUGGCGUUUGGCCGAAGCAAGAAACGCGACCUUUUUUACAAUGAGAUCAAAGCGCGAUCCGGCCACGACAACAAAACCGUCUACGAGUAUCUGUUCACCCAGAGGCGCAUGCGACGGGCGCCGGCUGUGAGGUCGGUGAAGAAGCCGCUCCAGCCCAACUCGCUGCCUCAGCACCAGGCGGUGAAGGCCAAGGCGCGCUGCACCCGGAAGCCUCACGUGAACUUCAAGGAGAUGGGCUGGGAUGACUGGAUCAUCGCGCCGCUGGAGUACGACGCCUACCACUGCGAAGGCGUCUGCGACUUCCCCAUCCGCGCCCACCUGGAGCCCACCAACCACGCCAUCAUACAGACCCUGAUCAACUCCAUGGACCCGGGGGCCACGCCGCCCACCUGCUGCGUCCCCACCAAGCUCACCCCCAUCAGCUUCCUACAUAGACUCGUUCCCAACAACGUGGUGUACAAGCAGUACGAGGACAUGGUGGUGGAGGCUUGUGGGUGCAGGUAGCUGCUGAGGAAAGACGUUUGAGCUCAGCACCAAGCCAAGACCUGUUAGAGACAGACUGAGACUAUCAGGCUGCAGCACAGGGUCAAAGACACGAUGACUUGGAAUGAUGCACCCGAUCACACGUUGCUGUUGUGUCUGUAAAAAGUGUGACUUGUAAUCAAAAUGCCUAUUUCCUUUGCCCUGAGUCAUUUCUACACCUUAUCUGAUACUUUUCUAUGAAGCAUUUGAAGAAUUUCCUAUGUCUAAAUAUCAGCGAGUGAGGAAGUGAUGAUCUGACCUAUUCCAAUAAAAAGUGUCUGAAUGAGUGAGA